CCUCACCACCCAUGACCACUGAGCUCUGCCCCCACCCAAAUGUCAUCAUACUCCACACAGACUGUGGCAACUCCCCCACAAGCUGCUCAAGGCCUUCAAAAUGCCCAGACUCUUAAAUAUCACAAAGCUUGACCAAUGUCACAUGGUCCCCACCAGGAUCCCCUUCUGUCCUUGACCAUCUUAUUUUAUCGUAGAAUCACCCUCACCAGAUGCAUCCACCAACUUGCACUCUGGGGGGCCAUCCCCAAUUCUCCCCAGACUCACCGCCUGCUGUUUGCUCUGAAAUUCCAGCUCUCGCUCCCGCCGGUAUUGUUCCACUUCCAUCUGUGCCUCUUCCUUUGCCUGCUUCAGACGCCGGGCCUUCCCUGGAAGCAAAAAAAGGAUGGGGCCGCGAGUCCCAUGGCCUCCACGGCCCGCCGCCGGCGCCGAGAGCGUCGCUUCCGGCGGUACUUGUCUGCGGGCCGGCUGGCCCGGGCCCAGGCCCUCCUGCAGCGGCACCCCGGCCUGGAUGUCGAUGCUGGGCGGCCCCCGCCACUGCACCGGGCCUGUGCCCGCCACGAUGCCCCCGCCCUGUGCCUGCUGCUUCGGCUCGGGGCUGACCCUGCCCGCCCGGACCGCCACGGAAACACGGCGCUGCACGCUGCCGCCCGCCGCGGGCCUGGUGCCUACACGGACUUCUUCCUGCCGCUGCUGCGCCGCUGUCCCUCUGCCAUGGGAAUGAAGAACAAGGAUGGGGAGACCCCUGGGCAAAUUCUGGGCUGGGGACCCCCCUGGGAUUCUGCCGAAGAGGAGGAGGACGACGAGGCGUCCAGGGAGCACCAGUGGAGGCAGAAGCUGCUGGGAGAGCUGGAGGACGAGUGGCAGGAGGCCACCGGGCGGCUGGAAGACUAUGAGGCCCAGGAACCCGAGUCCUUCUCAGCCUGGUCAGAUCGCCUGGCCCGGGAGCACGCCCAGAAGUGCCAGCAGCAGCGCAAGGCAAAGGGAGCCCACCGGCCCACCACCCGGGCUGAGGGCUCCAGUCUCAGCUGGCGGCGGCAGGAGGAGGAGCGGAGACUCUUCCAAGAGCGGGCCAGGGCCAAGGAGGAGGAACUGCGGGAGAGCAGAGCCAGGCGGGCGCAGGAGCAGGCGCAGGAGGCUCACAGGGCCCAGCCACCCAGGGGAGCAGGGAGGGGCAACCUCUGGCGCUUCAAUGACGUGCCCUGGCCCUGCCCUGGGGGAGGGGACCCGGAGGCCAUGGCGGCAGCCCUGGUGGCCAGGGGUCCCCCCUUGGAGGAGCAAGAGGCUCUGAGGAGGUACUUGAGGGUCCAGCAGGUUCGCUGGCACCCGGACCGCUUCCUACAGCGGUUCGGGAGCCAGAUUGAGACCUGGGAGCUAGGCCGUGUGAUGGGAGCGGUGACAGCCCUUUCUCAGGCCCUGAAUCGCCGGGCAGAGGCCCUCAAGUGACCCCAGGGACAGCAGGAGGAGCUGCAGGGAACGCAGGCUUCGAGACAGGGCGGCAGGAAGGGCAUGAUCAGAGGUGGGGGUUACGAGGACGAGGCAGGACCGGGCACUGUGCAGCAGAGGAUGUGGGGUGGGAGCGAAACUUGUGAUGAGCGGGGGUGGGGAGGGCAGCCACCGGGCACUGCUCCUUGACUCUGCCCACUUCCUAAUAGGACCUGGUUCCACGUCUCACUCCCAGGGCCCUGCCUUUUUCCACUGCGGUGGUUUUCAUCGCCCAUGACAUCUUUCCCGCCCCGUCUGCCGAACCCACAGCUCUACCCACCUGUGGCCCGCACGCACACGGCCGCGCCUGCACUGGACGCUACAGGCCUGCUGCCGGCCCAUUCGCAGGCUGGCCCUGAGCGGGCCAGUGCGCCCUCCCGUCUCUCUCUCUCCCUAUGCCGGGCUCCCCUCGGUAAUUGGGGGCCCAAGAGAUGAAUGUGAACACCGGCCAAAAAAGGGAACAAAACUAGUUUCCCUCCCUCCCCAGCCCCCACCAGAACCACAUCCUCCUCCCCACUCAUUGCCUCCCCAGCAGACAGGGCUUUCCCUUUGCUGAGUCACUGAAUGGUCCAAGUGGGGGGCAGCGGAGCUGGGGGCCACGAGGAGGUUGUGAGAGGUCGGGUCGGGGCAGGAGCAGGAUGGAGGAGGAGCCCAGUGGGGGAGUGGAAUUUCGGUUACUAAAAUUAGGACCAGGGGAAGUAGGCGGAAAGAGCCAAAUUAUGUAACCUGGGUUGUCUGUUCUUGGGCAACCAGGGACCCACACCCGCGGCGAGUGAAGGAGUGACAUGGACUCACUCUAGUCAAGCUGCUCAGUCACUAAAGCCAAGUUGGUUGAGGCCCGAGGAACGACUCUGUGCUCAUUAACCAGCUGGGAACUUAAACUUGGGAAUUUUCCCGGCCUGUGUCAGUGCCUCUGAUACCCCCGAUCACCCCUGAAGGCCUCACUACGCCUUCACCUGACAUCCAUCACCCAGACACGGUGUGACCAGACCACCUGGGUCUGACUGGGCGCCAUCCUGGACGGUGGGUCCUGGCUGAGCCUGCAGGACCGACCAUUCUCAAGAGGAGGAUGCUUAACUUUCCUUCUUACUCGGAAACACUUCUGGGGUUUUGCCUAGUUAUGCUUCCAGUUUGCAAACCUGUGAAUAAAUCUUUAUCGUGUAUUUCUA
Molecule: messenger RNA, 2651 nt
Organism: Myotis lucifugus (little brown bat)
Lineage: Eukaryota; Metazoa; Chordata; Mammalia; Chiroptera; Vespertilionidae
Gene: NFKBIL1
Product: NFKB inhibitor like 1
Exons: 4
Coding region: 136-1443 (435 amino acids)
Biological process (GO): canonical NF-kappaB signal transduction; negative regulation of toll-like receptor signaling pathway
Cellular component (GO): nucleus
Molecular function (GO): protein binding
Source: RefSeq, a predicted model, not a curated record